CCUAUCACAGUUCCACGCUGGAAUUCACUGAGCUCCUGAGAGCGACCCAUUCUUUCACAAAUGUUUGUAAAAACAGUCUGCAUGCCUAGGUGCUUGAUUUUAUACACCUGUGGCCAUGGAAGUGAUUAGAACACCUGAUUCUGAUUAUUUGGAUGGGUGAGCAAAUACUUUUGGCAAUAUAGUGUAUCUUCAUCAGCUUAGGUCUCUCCACAUUUUUAUUUUUGUGGUUUUCUGUCACUGUUACAUGUCACUUCAGGGCCAGUCACUAACAAGGCCAGAACAUUGCUUUGAGUUACACCAGAACUGGCUUAGUUUGGGGACUUUGCUCCUCGCUUUGUUGUUGCCUUAAGGUUCAGUUGAACCUUUGACCAACAUUUGUUGAUCUCUGAGAGUUAAUUCUGGGUUUUUUUCUGAAUGAUGCAUCACUAUGUGUGGUCCCCCAAUUGUUAUAUUUACAUACAAUCUUUGUACAGAUGCCUGUGGUACCUUCAGCUGUCAAGAAUUUGCUCCUUUAAGGUGGAACUGUAAAUAAUUUCUAACUGAGAAAGAAAGGCUAUGAAGGCUAAAAGAGCAUUUGAUCCCACUGUAGGCACCUUCACAGUCAUGUGUGCACUCCCAAUUAACUCUGAAUUAUGGCAAUUGACCGAAACAGAUCCUUCUAAAUGUCAUUACAUCAAUUUCUGAGUUUAAAGAGAUGUUGGUGUAUGUAAACUUUUGACUUAUCUUUUUCGUGUAGUGAAUUAGAGCUAAAAUAAAUCUGUUACAUUCUUUGUUUGAAAAUGACCUCUGACGUUAACUCAGGUGAAAAAGCUGAGAUUGAAUAUCUUUUGUCUAAGCAUAUAUAACUUUUACCCUUAGCUUUAUAUAUUUUUUGGGCCGUACGGUGGUAUAGUGGUAAGCAUUACUAUGCAGUAUGAGUUGUACACCUUUUCCUCUUAUCUCUGUGGUUUCAUUUGGGUUCUCCAGUUUCCUCCCACAUCCGGUUGCUUUCUACUCUAUAGGAAUGAGGCCUAGGAGUGCAAAUAUGUGAGUGCAUGGUGCCCUGUGAGUCUCACCUCAUGUGUCAUCUCACCCAGUAUUCCCAGAACUGGCUUCAGAUCCUUUUAUAUAUCAUUUUAAAGCAUUUAGCAGACAGAAGUGCUUUUGUAGUAUAAAAUCAUUUCCCACCCCAUUACUAUGACCAGAAUGAAUCAAGUACUCUUUUUAAUCAUUCUUACAAUAAUGAUAGUAAUAACCCUAGAAACCCCAGACAUGAACAUAGUGAUUUUUCUGUGGAUAAACAUUACAUCAGCAUGUUUACCAAAUAACGACAUGAUCAAGUAAUUAGAGUUGUGGGGUUUUCUCCCUGUGGCAUAAUCAGACCCAAAACCUAUUUGUACUUUUCUUUCUUUUUUGGUUCAGUUUAAUUACCAAAGGAAGCAGGGAGGGAAUUAGGUCUCUUAUGACCAAGAGGCCAUGGCUACAUUUAUACAUCAAUAGCUUUCCCAAAUAACAUGUAAUAAAAUAUUACUAAAGAAUGUGUUUAAUAAUUCAGAAUCUGCUUGUUUUUCACAACACAUAAUUAGCCACAUGGGAUUUAAGAACAAUGUUGAGUAACAAACAAGUGCUGCAUGCUCUGUCUGAAAUUUAUUCUGUCUAAUGAUGUAUAUUUAUUGAAUAUUAACUGGAUUAUGUGGGUACAUCCAUCACCAGGGUCAAUGCACUGCAACAAAAUGAACUUGCUAUGCACAACAGUGACAUAUGUCAGUGUUUUAUAAUUAAAUCAACCAUGAUGACAAAUAAAUGAGAGAUAGAGAGCAAAUAGCAUUUAACCAACAUCCAGAGGCAUCUAUUAAAUAAAUAAAAAAAUCAAUCAAAACAAACAAAACUCCACAGAUAUUUCAGUAUCACAAAACACCCAUGAUUAAAUUACAGAAAAAAAUUACUAAAUAACAGGCACAUAAGUUUAACUUGGCCUCUAUUCCAUCCUGUGGGGAACUAAUUUUCCUUUUCCGGAAUUAAUGUCACUCAGACAUGCGUGCACUGGGAAGCCAAUAGCUGCAAACUACAUCAUUUUUAGCAAUAAAUUGUCAGUUUCAGUGAUGGUGUGUUCCAGUUUUUACAUUAUUUAAUAUCAGAACCCUUGAAGAAAAAGGUUUUGUUAUUACAAAUGCACUCUAGCUAAAUAUCGGUUUAUUUCACACUACAGGAUUCAUAAUUAUUUAUAAUGUUCAUUCAACACAUUCAAACACUGUGUAAAAAUACACUUUUACACUAAUGGGAUUGUAAUUAUCUUAAUAACCAACUUUCAUUACACAUGGUAGAGAAAAAAUUAAACAUGUUUUAUACACAAACACUGUAAAUCUAAAAUAUUGUGGGGAUUGAAAAUGCUGUUAAAUUGCAAAAGCAGUUUUCUAGUGACAAAGUAAAGCAAACCCCUAAGGAACGGUCCUCUUCCUCACAUGACGAAGAUGAAAUGUAUAAAACUUGUCUCUCCUUCUCAAAAUAUCCUUUAAUUGCUCUGCCAUCGGAGACUGCGGUAAGUAUUUAAUAAUCUUAAAAUAAUCCCGAUUUCAUGUUUUUAUAUUUCAACUUUCAGUAUUUUCCAGCUGUAUUCAUGCCAUGAACUGAUGAUAAUGAUUCCACUCUGAUGUAUUUUCUUUCUUUAACUAGACAAGCAACAAAGAAACUCAUGCUGUUUGUUUUGUGUUAUUCCAGAUCUAAUGCACCACAUUCAAAACAACAGCUGUGCAGAGUUGUUGACAUUAUGCAAAAUCUGACCGAAUUCCCAGACAAUGGCACAUCCAACAACAGCACAUCCAUCAUCCUAAAGGUGUGUGUGGUGAUCCCGCUGUUCUGUGUCUUUCUCUACUGCAUCCUGCUGAUGCUGCAUACAUUUGCCUCACACCGGCAAUUCUUCGACAGCUCACGCUACAUCCUGUUUGCUUACAUGCUGGUUAAUGACACACUGCAGCUACUCACUUCUGUGCUGCUCUUUCUAUUUGUCAUGGGCAAUGUGAAGUUUGCCAUCAUCUACUGUGCACCACUGCUCUUUGUCUCUGUUGCCACCUUUCAGAAUGGCCCAUUAAUCCUAGCUGCCAUGUCACUAGAGCGCUAUGUGGCGAUCUUCUACCCGCUGAGCCGACCCAUCUCCUGGAGGCCGGAAAGAAUCUGGGUGAUUGCGUUAAGCUUGUGGAUCAUCAGCUGUAUCCCUCCUACAGUGGAUUUCAUCCUGAUGCGCCCCAGUGUGGGCUGGGAUGUGUUUACCACCCCGCUGGCCUGCAAAACCACAGUUCUUAAUAGCUUGCCCAUCCAGACUCUCUUCAAAGUGGCCGUGAAUGCAAUUUUCUUUGCUGCAGUGGCCGCCAUCAUUUUUUUCACUUACAUUCGGAUCCUUCUGGAGACCCGAAAGAUGCGUCAGGACCGGGCCUCUGUAACCAAAGCCCUACACACCGUGGUGUUGCAUGGAUUCCAGCUGCUUCUGAGUAUGAUGGUCUUCACAUUCCCUAUUACUGAAAACUUGAUUGUGCUGAACGUCAGAUGGAUGCAGGAACAUAUUCAAUUUUUCAACUACUUCUGCUUUGUGUUGCUGCCACGCUUUCUCAGCCCACUCAUUUAUGGCCUCAGAGAUGAGAGCCUGAGAAUCUACAUGAAAAAAGCCAUGCCUUGCUGCAGGGCUCGCAUUGGGCCACAUAAAAUUUCCAAAUGAG
Messenger RNA from Hemibagrus wyckioides, 3689 nucleotides. RefSeq names its product odorant receptor, family 95, subfamily A, member 1 (gene or95a1). The record is from RefSeq and is a predicted model, not a curated record. Lineage: Eukaryota; Metazoa; Chordata; Actinopteri; Siluriformes; Bagridae. Gene Ontology annotation, cellular component: membrane. Bases 2630 to 3688 code for a protein of 352 amino acids. The transcript is spliced from 2 exons. Gene Ontology annotation, molecular function: G protein-coupled receptor activity. Gene Ontology annotation, biological process: G protein-coupled receptor signaling pathway.